Molecule: messenger RNA, 2035 nt
Organism: Austrofundulus limnaeus
Lineage: Eukaryota; Metazoa; Chordata; Actinopteri; Cyprinodontiformes; Rivulidae
Gene: gnpat
Product: glyceronephosphate O-acyltransferase
Biological process (GO): phospholipid biosynthetic process; triglyceride biosynthetic process; fatty acid metabolic process
Cellular component (GO): peroxisomal membrane; mitochondrial membrane
Molecular function (GO): glycerone-phosphate O-acyltransferase activity; glycerol-3-phosphate O-acyltransferase activity
Source: RefSeq, a predicted model, not a curated record
GUUUCCAAAGAGACGAGCGCGACCGCAGAUGAAGUCCAGGCGGAGGCGGCGGCCAUCUUGGAUGAGAUGGCUCAUCGCUUGCAGCUCAGCACCGUUCGCUUCUUUGCCUUCACACUCAGCAAAGUCUUCAAAACGUUGUUCAGGAGCAUCUGUGUGAAUGAAGAGGGCAUCCAGAGACUCCAGCAGGCCAUUCAGGAGCACCCGGUAGUUCUGUUACCAAGUCACCGAAGCUACAUGGACUUCCUGUUGAUGUCCUACAUCCUGUACACCUAUGAUUUAGCUCUACCUGUCAUCGCUGCUGGCAUGGACUUCAUGGGGAUGAAGAUCGUUGGUGAGAUGCUGCGGAUGUCCGGAGCCUUCUUUAUCCGCAGGUCGUUUGGUGGAGACCAGCUGUACUGGGCGGUCUUCUCCGAGUACGUCAGAGUCAUGGUGAAGAUUGGAUUCGCACCAGUCGAGUUCUUCCUGGAGGGAACCAGGAGCAGAACAGCCAAAUCUUUAACUCCUAAGCUGGGGCUGCUGAACAUCGUGAUCGACCCGUUCCUGAAAGGAGAAGUGUUCGAUGUGAGCCUGGUCCCGGUCAGCAUCAGCUACGAGAGGGUCCUGGAGGAGGCGCUUUACGCCAGAGAGCUGCUGGGGGUCCCCAAGCCCAAAGAGUCCACCUCUGGUUUGUUUAAAGCCCGCAGAGUUCUCAGGGAGGAUUACGGCAGUAUUCACGUGUAUUUUGGUCAGCCCGUGUCUGUCAGAAGUUUAGCUGAGGGACGUGUCAAUCGCAGCCGCUUCAACCUGGUACCAAGGCACAUCCCCAGGAAGCCCGGAGAGGAAAUCUACAACUUUGUGAACGAGUCGGCCUACAGGCUGGUCCGGGCCCAGGAGGAGAACAUGGUUCUGAAGCCCUGGGUCCUCCUGGCCUGCCUGCUGCUGCAGAACCAGGCUGCAGGGGACAAACGAGGGACUCCUCUGGAUGAGCUGACCCAAAGAGCCGUGUGGCUCAGAGACCUGUUCCGGCAGUUUGGAGCCUUCCUUCACUGGCCCGACCACACGCUUCCCUCUGAGGUGGUUUCCUCCAGUCUUUCUCUCCAUCGAGGUCUGGUCCGGAUCUCUGAGGGCCGGGUUCUGCUGGCGUUAGAACCAGCAGGACCUGAKGCAGAGAGGCCUCAGGCUGCCCUGACACCAGAGGAGGAGCUGUUGAAUCGCAGCGUCAUCAUCCUGUCCUGCGCCUCCUACAGGAACCAGGCGCUUCACGUCUUCGUGKGACCGGCGCUGCUCGCCUCAGCGAUCCAAACCUCUUCCUCCAGCAGUAAACACGAAGUCUUCAACAGCUUCAGCUUCCUGAGGAACAUGUUCUCCAACGAGUUCAUCCUGACGCCUGGAGCUACGGUGCAGGACUUUGAAGAAGCCUGCUACCUGCUGGUGAAGAGCGGCGCUCUGCAGAUCAACCAGCAGGAGGUGCUGGUGACGGACAGAGGACAGAAAACACUCAGCUUCCUCACAAACAUCUUAGAUCCUUUUCUACAAGGAUACCAGAUUGUGUGCAGGUUCCUGUGUGAGGGGGACUCUGAGGAGACUAAGACAUGCCGAGGUUUUGUCGUCGGACCUCCAGAAGAACGCUCUGGCAGCUCUGCUGAGGCUCGGAGCCGUUCACAAACUCAGAGGAGGGGCGGAGCUAAAGGUGGACAAGGRGAUGGUGAACUCCCUGGAGGACACUCUGGGAGGGAAGCUGCCGACCCAGAAGGUUCCGGUGGCUCGGCUCUGAUUCUGGACCGGGUCUCCUGACAGAAGAACCUGGAGACAGCACCACCCAGUCCUCCUUUGUCUUCUGGUUCUUCAGAGUCCUGAGGAGAGGAGCAGCUCAGACACUGAACUCAUCAUUCAUUCAUAUUUGUCCAAUCUAACACUCCUUUGUGUUUGUUCUUUUAUCUGAGCUUUAUUUUUUACUCUUAUCUUUAUUUUUUAUUCUUAUCUUUAUUUUUUGUUCUUCUGAGCACUUUUCUUCUUGAACUCGUGCAGCGUGCUGUGGACCUGUAACGUCACUAAA